This is a messenger RNA of Psilocybe cubensis, 1449 nucleotides long. RefSeq lists its product as uncharacterized. NCBI's taxonomy places the organism in Eukaryota, Fungi, Basidiomycota, Agaricomycetes, Agaricales, Agrocybaceae. The record is from RefSeq and is a predicted model, not a curated record. The transcript has 8 exons. Bases 1 to 1449 code for a protein of 482 amino acids.
AUGUCUGCAACUGCAAGCUACAAAGGAUUUUCUGACAGCAGUCCACCAACAUCGCUCUCUGCCUCUGUUACUGCAUCUGUUUGUAGUAGCGAGAGUUUCCAAACGGCCCAGCAGAGCGCAUUCUCUCCUCAGUUCGCCGAGUCUUUCAUUCGCGGUUUUGAUUUGAAUCGCACUGACACGGGGAGCGAAUCAUCCUUUGGAACUCACACUGGUUCCCUGGAGAAUUUUUCUCCUGUUUCUGCUCCACACAACAACGACGUAAAAGGUUCUAUGAUGGUCGCUUGUGAUGAAACGUCUGACAACAGUCCCCAAGAUGAAGAGAUGCAUGAUGAACUCAGUUCUGACUCUGCAGAGGAGAUGGAAGAUGAAGAUUAUAUUGCCUUGGAUGACGAGGCUCAAAUGAUUGUAACGGACUCGACCAAUGUUCGACUCACACGUUUAGAAGCUAACAUCACUGCCGUCUUAGCAGCAAUCCAGUCACUCACAGCAGCAGCAGCAGCAGCAGCGUCGGCUCAGGGGCCUACUACUACCCCAACCUCUCGUCUUGGAGUUAUCUCAACUCGACCACUUGGUCCAAAUAGGCGCCCAGCAGACCGAACUGCUCUCAUGCGCCAAGUCAGAGCAGAGCUCAGCCGACUGCUCGGUGAUGAUUUUCUGAGCUUCGAGAAUGUCUUGACUUGUGACGAGCUCAAUGUUUUUGGAUCUAUCUGGAAGUCUUCUACAGCUGAGCCACGUCCAUCUUGCUGUGACAUUGACAAUUUUAAGGUCGACCUCAUUGGUUCUCCCCGAAGUGAUUGGAACCAAUCAGCUUCACAAGUUUUUGCCAAGCACUUCAUUACCACAUCGGCAUAUAGUCACAGCUAUUUCCCUCUGGUCCAGAAUUAUUUUUACCAGAGGAUGAAGUCUCUUCAGGCAGCUUUUCGGAGGAAGAAUGCGGACAAUGCUGCUCGACAGGCCGAAACCACUGCUAAGCGCCGCUGGCAAAGAAAACAAAAUCUCUUCCACAAGCGUCUUGGGAUUGCCCAGGAGCACCCCCUCCUACAAGAGCAUGUACCCAUUCUACAACGUCUCGGUAUUGCAGGGAUGAGCUCAGACAAGAGCGAUUUUGAGGAUGGCCCGGCAAGCACUGCCACAGGGGGUGCUCCAAGAUACAAAGUGCAUCCCCCUGCCUGGCGUGCCUCUGCCCUCUCCUACUGGCUGCAGACAAUUGAUUCGCUCCAGGUUCUUUUUAGGAGAUCCAAUGGUAAGCAUCGCGGCUCAUUUCCUCGCCUCCGCGUUGCAUCUGGAGAAGACAGCGACAGCAAGGGCUUUGUCACUGACUUACCCAUCAUGGCAUACAACCCAAACUGGCUUGCCGCUAGGCCAUUUUAUAUGUUUGAUGUUCGCCCGACCGAUGAGAACUACAACUUCAAUCACGACAACCGACUCUUUGCAUAUUUCCAAGUCUAA